AUGCGGAACCGCGGCGGAAGAGCCGCAGGAGGGUCCCACCUCCUCCCCGCCCCUUUCCCAGCGGGCUGUGGUCACUUUACCCAACCUGACGCUUUAAUAAUGCAUGCGCUUACCUGGUGCGCGCGGGCGGCCGCCUCCACCGCGUCCCGAGGCUCCCUGGGGCAUCCGAAACACACACACAAAAAAAUUUUAAGACCCAAUUGGAAACGCCCCUGGCUUGUGCAAUCUUCCUGCCUGGUAGUUCCGCCAAAAACAAAAACAAAACAGUUCAAGCGCAAACCUGGAGCAGGCGCGCAGGCACCAAGUUUGCCAAAUGCUCCAGUUUUCCGUGUGCAGAAACGACGCAAAGGAGGGGGGCGCCUAUCCCCGAGUUUCCCCAAUCGGCUUCGGAAGCCACAGGCCCCUCCUCGCCCCUCGGCGGGAGAAAGCCCGCGGCCCGCCCGGCUGCCUGCUCCCCUCCUCCGAGGAAAGGCGACUCCACAACUUUGUGCUCCAGCGAGGCUCGCAGCUCCCGCGGCUCCUCCUCCGCCGCCGUCUCCCCGCCGCCGGCCUGCCCCUUUGUUGGAGCGCAACGCAAGAGGCAGAGAACGGAGGGUGGGGCGCCGGGCCGAGCGCCCGCGUGCCGCCGCCCCCGGGGAAGGGGCUCGCGUCCCGGCACCCGGGGCUUCGCUCUCCCGAGGAGGAGGCCUGGCGGGUCCGAUCCCCAGGCCGGCGCCGCCCCAGCGCUCCGGCUGCCCCUCCCUCCUCCGCCCCGCCGCCGCCGGCCCAGCAACUUUGUUCCCGGGUUCCGCUCGGGACCCUCCUUGGCGGCCACCACGGGCACCGCUGCGGGAACGAGGCGCCGCGGGUCACCUGACCGCGCGCCCGGUCAAUGAACGCCGGCCCAGCGCGCCCUCCCCGCCCGCAGCUGCCUGGCCCCGCGCUCCUCUGGCCUGGGGCGGCGCGCCCUUAUCCAGCUCCGGGAGCGAACUGUUAGUGCCGGGAGCCAGCACGAGAAUGGGUGUCCCGCGCAAACACCAUGCCCUUGAUUCCGAUGAUCCAGAAGUACACUUCUGUUCUACAACCUGUUUCCAAGCCUGAGGGGUUGGCCAAAAAGUACGUCAGAAGUAUGGCAGUUGUGCUGUGUGUGCAUUUCUCAAUGGCACUUCAUUCCCCCAACGUGUUCCUUGAUUCUUGGACAAGUGCAUCCUGCUUGGAAAGAGAAAGACAAAACACUUCAUAUAAACAGAGCUCCCUGAAAAUACCCUGGCAAAGGAGCAAAGAUGGCCCAAGUCCUUGGGUCCCUGCGUUCACGUGAGAGACCUGGAAGAAGCACCUGACUCCUGACUUCAGACUGGCCCAGCUCCUGCUAGUGCGGCCAUUUGGGUACUGAACCAACAUAUAGAAGAUCUCUCUCUGUGUCUCUUCCUCUCUGUCUCUCUCUCUGUAACUCUGCCUUUCAAAUAAAUAAAUAAAUAUUUUUUUAAAAAAAGAAAAAAGCUCUUCUGUAUUUCAAAGUCAGAAAAUGGGUGAAUUUAUUUCUCAGGCAACACAUGGCAGCAUAUGGAUGGCAAACUUAAAAAAUUCAUGACAUAGCAAUAAGUAUCGGAUUCAUAUUUAGAGUAGCAAUUUAGCCUUAUGACUAUAACAUCUGUCACAUUAAAUUUAUGCUGU
Messenger RNA from Oryctolagus cuniculus (rabbit), 1653 nucleotides. NCBI's taxonomy places the organism in Eukaryota, Metazoa, Chordata, Mammalia, Lagomorpha, Leporidae. The record is from RefSeq and is a predicted model, not a curated record.